AUGGGCCGCUACGAUCUCGCCCCCCAACGAGUCCACACCUACGCCACCGCCCUCUUAGCCACAAAACGCCUCACCACCCCACCCCCUUGGUACGACACCAUCACCUCCAUCCCCCCGGCCGAACGCCUGACCCGCCCACCUCUACAACGAAACCAACGAUCCGGUGGGAAAAAAGCGUCGCGAUUAUUCAAGCCUUUACGGUUACAAUAUGAGGAGGAUAGAUUAAGAUGGGAGUACUUCAAUGAUCACCCUUGGGAAUUAGCGAGACCGAGAGUGGUGUUGGAAAAUGAUGGCAAGGAUGCGGAGAAAUGGGAUUGGAGUGUCCCUCUCGAUCAUGCCCUGCGGAGACCGAGAUCAGGUGGGGAGAGCGAGGAAGGGGUGAAGACGGAUGAGGAGUGGGAUAGAAUACGACGAAGUCAGAGUCGGCGACCUAUAAACGGUGAAGCCGUCAUCCAACGCCAAUCCGCCCUCCAACGAACAGGCGUCCCACGCAGUACAGCCUACGACAUAGCGCGCCACGAACUCUACCGCCUGCGCCACAGCCAGGAAACCGAAGUCCGCGUCGCCCGGGAAGAGGCUCUCGCCACAGGCGCCUUCUUCGGCCCCGGCCCGAACGAGAUCGGGAUGAAAUUGGAGGAUAAGCAGUAUGAGAAUUGGCGGCGGUGGGCGGAGAAGGAGAUUGCGGGGAUUAAGCAGUUGCAGGGAUCGGCGUAUACGGGACAGGAGGCCGAGGCUGGGGCGGCGGGUGGGGAUGGGAGUCCCGAGGGGCGGGCGGAGGUGGAGGUUGUGAGUCAGAGUGUGCCGGGUAAGAGGGGGGGACAGGAGGCUAAGGGUGGGGCGGGGGUGCAUGUAUAG
Recurvomyces mirabilis is the source of this 855-nucleotide messenger RNA. It is a transcript of the gene RSM25, whose product is annotated as mitochondrial ribosomal small subunit component. The transcript is spliced from 2 exons. Lineage: Eukaryota; Fungi; Ascomycota; Dothideomycetes; Mycosphaerellales; Teratosphaeriaceae. The coding region runs from base 1 to 855 and encodes 284 amino acids. Gene Ontology annotation, molecular function: structural constituent of ribosome. The record is from RefSeq and is a predicted model, not a curated record. Gene Ontology annotation, cellular component: mitochondrial small ribosomal subunit.